Molecule: messenger RNA, 2848 nt
Organism: Gasterosteus aculeatus aculeatus (three-spined stickleback)
Lineage: Eukaryota; Metazoa; Chordata; Actinopteri; Perciformes; Gasterosteidae
Gene: trabd2a
Product: TraB domain containing 2A
Biological process (GO): negative regulation of Wnt signaling pathway
Cellular component (GO): membrane
Molecular function (GO): metalloendopeptidase activity
Source: RefSeq, a predicted model, not a curated record
ACACGUGUGCGAGGUGCACACUGAUGGAGGGAGCUACGAUGCGGGGCACUUUGUGCGCAUUCAUUCAGUCCUGCGUGAUACUGCUGGUCCGCGCUGACCAGUGGAGGCUGAAGGACUCCGACAACUGCGAACUCAACAAGAAACAAACUGACCUAAACUCCUUCCUGUGGACAAUCAAACGGGACCCGCCCUCAUACUUCUAUGGUACGAUCCACGUUCCCUACACGCGCGUUUGGGACUUUAUUCCUGAGAACUCCAAGCAGGCCUUCCAGGAGAGCAACAUCGUCUACUUUGAGCUGGACCUGACGGACCCGUACACCAUCUCAGCACUGACCAGCUGCCAGCUGCUCCCUCAGGGCGAGAACCUGCAGGACGUCCUGCCCAGAGACAUCUACCGGAGACUCAAGAGACACCUCGAGUAUGUAAAACUCAUGAUGCCCUCGUGGAUGACCCCGGAUCAGAGAGGCAAGGGGCUCUACGCCGAUUACCUCUUCAACGCCAUCGCCGGGAACUGGGAGAGGAAGCGGCCCGUUUGGGUGAUGCUGAUGGUGAAUUCCUUAACCGAGGCAGAUAUUAAGACGCGCGGGGUGCCGGUGCUGGACUUGUACCUGGCGCAGGAGGCGGAGAGGAUGAGGAAGAGGACGGGGGCUGUGGAGAAGGUGGAGGAGCAGUGCCAUCCACUCAACGGGCUCAACUUCUCCCAGGUGAUCUUUGCCCUGAACCAGACGUUGUUGCAGCAGGAGUCUUUAAGGGCAGGAAGCCUGCAGGUCCCGUACACCACCGAGGACCUCAUCAGACACUACAACUGUGGAGAUCUCAACUCCAUCAUCUUCAAUCAUGACACCUCACAGGUCCCUAACUUCAAUAACGUGACACUGCCACCCAGCGAGCAGGUGACCGCCCAGGAAAUAGACAGCUACUUUCGACAGGAGCUCAUCUACAAGAGGAACGAGAGGAUGGGGAAGAGGGUCAAGGCACUGCUGGAGGACAACCCCGACAAGAGCUUCUUCUUCGCAUUCGGCGCAGGUCACUUUCUGGGAAACAACACAGUCAUUGAAGUACUUCGUCGCCAGGGAUACCGUGUGGAGCACACCCCUGCUGGGAAGCCCGUAAACAGGAGAUUAUCAUCCAGACCUGACUCAUCAGAUUCAGAAGACCACCACGAUGAGCCCCCUCUCCUAGAACCUUUCUUCCACGAGCUCCCCUACAAAGAGGACGAUCAGGGGCGUCCCCUGGAGGAUGAUCUGCUACCUCACAUGCAUCUGCCCCCGGACAGCCUGGAGCUGCUGGAGAAAGCGGAGAGAAAAAUGCUGAAGAAAAAGAGGAGGAACAAGCAGAAGAAACAGCGGCACCGGCAUUUUAACGACCUUUGGGUUCGCAUUGAGGAAAGCAGUAUGGUCCAGUCUCCACCUCCGCCGCUGGUUCGCAUCCUCAAUGGUUACAUCACAGUGCAGCCGCCGGACAGAGUCCACAGCCACCGCCACCACAUGUCUUCGGCGUGGACCACCGCCUCCACCGCACCAUCAUUACUCGUCUUCCUCUGCACAUUGCUGACGGUUAUCCCACAGGCAUGCGCGGUGUUUCUGUAGGAGGGCAUCUGCCGGGACUGCAUGGAAGCAGGCAGCCCUCCGCGAGAAAGAACUCUCACGUAAAGAGCUUGAUCUGGUUGUGCGUCACACGGCCUGGAGGACGCUGGAAAAGAAGGUGGUGAAUCUCGAAGGGAUGAAGAACAGCACAGAGAAAGGAUGUGAGAUCAGCUUUGGUUGUAUGGUAUCAAUGCACUGCGUGGAUCUUGGGUUAGAUAAAGUCUGCGUUGAAGGGUGAGUCAAUGGAACCUCUUGAGAUGUUCAUUGGCAGGAAAGUUCAUACGACGUUACGACUCUUGAAGCGUAAAUGUUUUGUGGGGUUUCGGUUGUUUCACACGCAAAACGUACACACGCGGAAAGAAAAGGGGAAGCUCACAAGGGGGAAGUAUUAUUGGACAUCGCACAAAUAUUACAAGGCGUGCUAGUUCCCUUCGCGUUACAAUGAAAUCUAAAUAAUAAACAUUCAAACCUCUUAUAAUAUAAGUUCUCGACUCGUCAAUAAGAGAACCUGAGAACAUCAGCAAAACAUUUGCUGAGUAUCAAUUACCUUCAAUAAGUACAACUGGAACCAUAUGCCCUUUGUCUGUUUGUGUGUGUCUGUGUGUGUGCCUAUGGAAUAGAGAGAGUGUGUGUUUGUGUGUGUGUGUGUGAGACAAGCAAAGUCUAUCAGCUCUUAAACCCGCCUGGGCUUACAAACUAAAGUCUUCCUCCUUGGACCUUAAUUUAUUCUUCCAUUUAGGAAGAAUUUCUGGCAUAAAAACUAAUUGUGGGUGUUAAUUGUAUAUAUUGUUUCUAAAUAUUAUAGAUGUAUUUUAGAAUUAUGAAAUAAAAUGAAAAUCAAAGGUUUUGUUGUUGUUUGUAUAAAUAUAUAAAUAGAUAUGCAGUAUAUUUUUGAAAACCGAAUCAGGAACUAACCACCGUGGCCCCAUAGUGUCUCACUGUCAUGACUGUAUCGUACUUAUCAAUUGCUUUGCUGUUGAGAGGAUUCACGCUAUGUGUGUGUUUUUUUUCACAUCAUCAUUUCUUUAAUUUAUUUAACUACUAUAGUUAUACUGUAUUUUCUUUCUUGCGGUCAUGAUGUCCAAAUGUACUAUUUCAACUAUUUUUUAAUUUUGACUUCAAACGCGUAUGCUAAUAAUAAUUAAAGCUGUCUACACAGAUAGACCUCAUACAGCAUAGUGUUCUAGAUCUUUCAUAUUUCCCUUAUGGCAUGAGAUGAUUGUAAUAGUAUUACUAUGACAAUAAAAUAUUUAUCUACAUCA